AUGAAACGGGCUGCAACGAGUUCCAUGACUGGCGGGCGAGGUCCUAAGAAAGCGCGAGCAGCCAUUGAGAUACCCGAAUAUCACCUGACACCUUCCGCAAGAGAUGACAGAGGCGAGAUUAUCUGGCCAGCUCCAGUCGAGAAGAUAGAGGCGGCGAGGAGUUUCAUUCUCGAAUGCAGCGUAUCUGCGGGUGAACGCACCUUGAUCGUGCCAGAUAAAGACGCCGAUGGUCUCACUUCAGGAAUGAUACUGGAAAGGACAUUGACAUUACUUGGCCUCGACCCUGAUCUGAUCACCGCUUACCUAUUAGAGAAGGGCACCACGGUGCAUGAUGAAGCGUCACGCGCGGCCAUGACAGCUUUGAAACCCGCUUUCAUCUUCGUGUUAGAUCAGGGAUCUAGACAGUCUCCACCGCUCGUCGAGGGCUCCCAUCGCGGUUUGAUUAUUGACCAUCACCAUGCGCUUGAGGACGACCACCCCCAAGGCACCCUACACGUUACGGCCUGCCAUUACCCGCCCGUAGCGACAACAUCGUUGCUGACAUAUCUCAUCUGCCAUGAAAUGCACGAGAAAGUGGAGGAGACUUGCGACUGGCUCUGCAUAAUGGGCACUCAUGGUGACCUCGGCAACACCUUCAAGUGGGAGCCUCCGUUCCCAGAUAUGAAGGCUACGCUGAAGGUGCACACAAAGAAGGCCAUCAACGACGCAGUCUCACUUAUCAACGCCCCACGCAGAACAGCCUCUUAUGACGUCCCGGGAGCGUGGAAGGCGCUGAGGGCCGCAAACUCCCCCAAGGCCUUGUUGAGCGACCCCAGCCUGCUCGCGGCGAGAGCAGAGGUCAAUGCCGAGGUCGAGCGGUGCACCCACACGGCACCCAAGUUCUCGGCCGACGGGAGGAUAGCGGUAUUUCGUAUCAGCUCGGCCGCCCAGGUGCAUCCGGUCAUCGCUACACGGUGGGCAGGCCACCUCAGCUCGAGCAAACUAGAAGUGGUGCUUGUGGCCAACGAGGGGUAUCUGCCUGGCAUGAUCAACUUCUCUUGUCGAAUUCCGCGGUGCGCCCGUGCAAGAGACCCUCCAGUCAACAUCAUCGAGGUACUGCGUGACGUCGCCGGGCGUGCUGCUGACCCGACGCUCCGAGAGCGGCUGGGUGAUUCUUUUGCUCGUGGCCACAAGGAGGCAAGCGGCGGCAUAGUUCCGAAGGCGGAGUUUGAAGAGUUCCUUGAUGUGCUCGAGGUCGGCAAGAAGCCAGACACUUCUCCGAAGAAGGCCGCGGCUCAAGCGAACACGCUUCUGAAUUACUUUGGAAAGGGAUAG
This is a messenger RNA of Thyridium curvatum, 1314 nucleotides long. RefSeq lists its product as uncharacterized. Lineage: Eukaryota; Fungi; Ascomycota; Sordariomycetes; Thyridiales; Thyridiaceae. The record is from RefSeq and is a predicted model, not a curated record. The transcript is spliced from 2 exons. Bases 1 to 1314 code for a protein of 437 amino acids.